Molecule: messenger RNA, 2800 nt
Organism: Ziziphus jujuba (common jujube)
Lineage: Eukaryota; Viridiplantae; Streptophyta; Magnoliopsida; Rosales; Rhamnaceae
Product: protein DWD HYPERSENSITIVE TO UV-B 1
Exons: 10
Coding region: 160-2607 (815 amino acids)
Biological process (GO): cellular response to UV-B
Cellular component (GO): Cul4-RING E3 ubiquitin ligase complex
Molecular function (GO): protein binding
Source: RefSeq, a predicted model, not a curated record
UUCUUUCUUCUCUUUAUAAUCCUAUAAUUGUACAUUUGUACUGUUCAUUCACUUUCCCAACCAGCUUGCCUUUUCACCAUACCACACACUGCUUCAAACCUCAAAUGUAGCUUUACUACCUGAAUCUCAGUAGCAACAACAAGAAUAAGAAAGAAAACUAUGUCCUCCAUGGACUUCAUCAGCAUUGAAGCUCGGUAUUUUAGCUCUUGUAUGAAGCAUGAGGUGCUACCGAACCCAGCAGUACUCUUAUGGUUAACUAAGGCCAAGAUUGAAAUAAUCCAGAAUGCGAAGUUUAGAAUAGCAGUCUCAAUAGACCAGCUAAAGGAUGCUGAUAUUUCCCCAAUAGUUGAUAUGGUGACAGGUGAUGAUUCUGAUAUUGAUGCGGUUGACAUAGUUCAUGAAUCAUAUGGUAUUGUCCUGAGUGAAGAAUGCAUUAUGGCUUUGAUGCGUGCAAUCAAUUUCAAGCUCCGAGUUGUUGAUCUCCGGGAUAUAUCACUGGGGAAGGAAUUUUUGCGGGAUCUCUGCCAGGGUGGCUUGGCUUGCCAGGUCUUGAACUUAAGGUCUAACCAUGUACAAAAACUCAACAUGGCUGGAAGAUUUAUGCGGCUGCACACCCUUAAUCUGGAUUUUUGUACUGCACUCACUAGUCUGCAGCAUGACUGUUUCUCUUGCAUGCCAAAUCUAUCGCGUCUAUCAAUGUGUGAGACAAGAAUCACUAACCUCUGGACAACAUCUGCUGCUUUAUCCAAACUUCCUUCUUUGACAGAACUACGUUUCCAAAAUUGUUUAUGCUGCAGUGAUACUGGGCCAUGUCCUUUAUCACAUGGUAAAGAAACAACUGCUCAUGGGUUUGAGAGUAAAAAAAAUGAGUGUUUAAACAAUGGAGUCCCACCCACUGAUGGUGGAGAUGCUAUAAUCCAAGCUUCAAGAACAGGUGAAACAUUCAGGGACACGCUUUAUCUGGAUCGGUCAAUGUUAAUUAGUGAGGUUCAAAGAAGAAUGGAGAAUUUAUCAGCCAGCAAUGAGGUAAAAGUUUCAAGUUAUGACCUUCAGGGAAUAGGAUUGACAGAACCAUCCACUGUUAUUCCUGAUUUAUGUGGACAAGAAAAAAAGCAGAAUGAGAUUCAAGCGAAAGAUGGAUUCCUUACGAGUGUGCCAAAAGAAGAUGUGAAGAAUGCAGCUGUUGCAUUAAAAAAGUAUACAUCUCAUCAUCCUGCACCUAUAUGCUUCGAGAAACAUUAUAGGGAAUACAUGAUUGCAUCACUGCCUUAUCUAGAAGUUUUAGAUAAUAGGCCUGUCAGAAAAAUGGACAGGGUGGUGGCCAAGACUAUCUGUGCAAAAUACUAUGAAUGCCUACCUUAUAAACGACAAUGCAAAGAAAGUGUUCUUAGUCUUUUGCAUAGACGUGAAAUGGGAGCAAGUAAUACACACUGCCAAAGAACUUUAAAGCCAAAACAGCUUUAUCCUCGUCAUGCUAGUGAAUAUUUUUUCUCGAGGUCCCUUUCUGCUGCCAAACUUGGGUCUUCAGCUUGGCCACUCUUACAUUCAGUAUCCAAAUUUAGGCACACAUUUGGAAAUGAAAGUAAAAUGCUUCGUCCAAGGCAAUUUGAGUAUCAUCCAUCAGACCCUCGUCUUAUGGUUUUUGGAACAUUGGGUGGUGAAAUAGUUGUUAUCAACCAUGAAAAUGGUAACAUGGUUAGUUAUAUCCCUUCUGCCGGAGCAAUGAGCAGUGUCUUGGGCCUCUGUUGGCUCAAGAAGUAUCCCUCAAAGCUUAUUGCAGGUUCUGAUAAUGGUUCCUUGAAGUUGCUUGACAUCAAUCUAAUGCCACCAGAAUUUGUGGACUCCUGUCGCAGCUCUGUCAGGGUAACCUUUGAUAAGUUUGAUCAGUUAACCUCUCUUCACAUCAAUUCAACAGAUGAUCAGUUGCUCGCCAGUGGGUACUCCAAAGAUGUUGCUCUAUAUGACAUUGGCAGUGGGAAACGCUUAAAACUGUUCAAUAAUAUUCAUAAAGAACCAAUCAAUGUUGCCAAAUUUGCUUGUCAUUCCCCUUUCAUGUUUGCUACUUCAUCCUUUGACCAUUGUGUGAAGAUGUGGGAUGUAAGACAGAACCCAAUGCGACCUUGCUAUACGGCUUUAAGUUCAAGAGGAAAUGUGAUGGUCUGCUUUUCUCCUGAUGACCUCUACUUGCUGGUGUCGGCUGUUGAUAAUGAGGUUAAGCAACUGUCGGCUGCAGAUGGGAGGCUCCACAUGAAUUUUGAGAUCGCUUCCACAGGAAGUGCUCAUAACUAUACCCGUUCAUACUACAUGAAUGGAAGGGACUAUGUUAUUAGUGGCAGUUGUGAUGAACAUGUUGUCCGCAUUUGCUGUGCUCAGACUGGAAAGCGACUCAGGGAUGUCUAUUUGGAGGAUUGGGAGUCAGGAAAUUCAAUGUUCGUGCAGUCAUUAAGAGGUGAUCCUUUUAGGCAUUUCAACAUGAGCAUCUUAGCAGCCUCUACACGUCCAAGCGCCAGGUGGGAGAUAAUCAAGGUGAAUUUACUAGCUUCGAGUCACAAUACUGAAGAAUAUAGCCAAUUUUCCCCUACUUCUUUUAACAAUCUGGGAGGUUGAUGUAGUAAACAUUUGACAUCUUAUGCUUCCAACCCCAAAUGUAUAGAGAAUCAUGGUUUUUUCAUUGGACUCAAGGAUGUAUAUAUAUAUAUAUAUGUAUAUACACACACACUAAACAGUAUCUAAUCUUGUUAAUGACAGUAACCAAUUGUACAGCAAUAUUCAGAUUUUCAGAGCCAAAUUUUAUCUCUCA